AUGCGAGCCUUGGCGAGCCUUCUACUUGAAUUGCUACUUCCCUUGGUGAUGACAAGCGAUAUUCAUGACUAUUACACGGAGAUCAAACCGUGUACUUCCGCGGCACCGCUAACCACCGUGUUCCAGUCGUUUCCUGUGACGUCACGAAUUAGGUGCGCUGACAUCUGCUCGGCGACGAGCACGUGCAAGGCGUUCAGUAUGUCAACUGACGGGACGCGAACGUGCAGUCUGCACAAGGAACCAUCAACUGUUGUGACAUGUACGUCUGCUGAGAAAUAUUUCCAUAAAUUGUCGGAGUCGCCAUGUUUAAACGAAGGUGUGUACAACAGUUCCACAGACACCUGUCAGUGUUUUAAUGGCUACAUUGGAAGCCGCUGUGAAAAGAUAAUGCAAGAUUGCACCGAAGGUUUCAGGUCUGGUAUUAAUACGGACAAAGAUGUAUUUUGGAUUUUCCCCAAGCUAGCUCCGGCUCCUUUUAAAGUGGAGUGUUGGAUGCAGACAAGGAGGGUGACCAUCAUACAACACCAAAGAUACGGCAACGUCAGUUUUGUACGGUCCUGGGCGGAGUACAAGUCCGGAUUUGGCCAAAUCCUCGGCGACCAUUGGCUAGGAAACGACCACGUGUUUCACGUGACCAAUAGCCGACCGCAGGAACUAGCCAUGACACUACAGGCCACAAACAGUCCCCUGACGCUAGCACGAUACCAUGUGUACGAGAACUUUCGUAUAUCUGACGAAUCAGACCAGUACCGUUUGAACUUCACCUCAGAAAGAUCAAUAAACAAUCUGGGCGACUGCCUGACGAGUUUGAAAAACGCGCCUUUCUCCACCAUUGACGUCAACAACGCUGACACGUGCGCCUCCGAUUUCAACGCUGGUUGGUGGUUCGCGACAGACACGUGCUCAGCGUGCAACCUCAAUGGAUUCCUGCACAGAGAAUUGUUCUACUGGUCAAAUGUUGUCUCACAUACCCACUGGACACCGAUGCCAAAUAACUUUGGAGUUUUUGAAGUUUUAAUCUUUCUUGCAGCUAACCCAUAA
Molecule: messenger RNA, 1041 nt
Organism: Gigantopelta aegis
Lineage: Eukaryota; Metazoa; Mollusca; Gastropoda; Neomphalida; Peltospiridae
Product: angiopoietin-4-like
Exons: 4
Coding region: 1-1041 (346 amino acids)
Source: RefSeq, a predicted model, not a curated record